UCGAUCAGCCGCCUCCUGCACAUCUACUGGGGAUGUGCCCGCAACCCAGUAGACUAAAAACAGGAAAACAUUAUGGAGGCAGAUAUAAUCGCAGAUCUUCGACGCAAGCUCAAAGAGGCUGAAGAAGAGCGACUAAAAGCUGCACAAUAUGGUUUACAACUGGUGGAGAGCCAAAAUGAAUUGCAGGCACAAUUAGAUAAAUGUCGGAAUGAAAUGAUGACCGUAACUGAGAAUUAUGAGCAAGAAAAAUAUACUCCUCAGAGAGAAGUUGAGCUCAAGAGUCGAAUGUUAGAAAGUUUGAGUUCUGAAUGUGAAGCUAUUAAACAAGAUCAAAAAAUACACCUGGAGAAAUUAGAAGAACAACUGAGCAGAACCCAUGGACAGGAAGUGAAUGAACUAAAAAACAAGGUAGAGAAACUAAAAGCGGAAUUGGAUGAAGCUAGGCUUAGUGAAAAGCAGCUGAAGCACAAAGUAGAUCAUCAGAAGGAACUCCUCUCUUGUAAAUCAGAGGAAAUUCGGGUAAUGUCUGAACGUGUGCAUGAAAGCAUGUCUUCAGAGGUGCUGGCUCUUCAAAUUGAACUGACAGAAAUGGAAAGUAUGAAGACCACCCUCAAGGAAGAAGUGAAUGAACUGCAGUACAAACUAGAACAACUAGAACUUCUUAAUUCUAAUCUAAUGCGCCAGGUCGACCGGCUUACAAAAGAAAAAGAGGAGCGAGAGAAAGAAGCGGUUUCUUAUUAUAAUGCCUUAGAGAAAGCUCGUGUAGCAAAUCAAGAUCUUCAAGUGCAAUUAGACCAAGCACUCCAGCAAGCUCUGGACCCCAGUAGUAAAGGCAACUCUUUGUUUGCAGAGGUGGAAGAUCGAAGGGCAGCAAUGGAACGAAGGUUUAUCAGUAUGAAAGUCAAGUAUCAGUCACUAAUGAAGCAAAAUGCAUUUAAUAGAGAACAGAUGCAAAGAAUGAAGUUACAAAUCGCCACAUUGUUACAAAUGAAAGGGUCUCAAACUGAAUUUGAGCAACAGGAACGGUUGUUUGCCAUGUUGGAGCAGAAGAAUGGUGAAAUUAAACAUCUCCUAAGUGAAAUUAGAAAUCUGGAGAAAUUUAAGAGUUUAUAUGAAAGUAUGGAAUCUAAGCCUUCAGAGAACUCUGGUACUCUGAAAGAUACUACCUAUUACAUGGAUUUACUUCAGAUAAAGCUUGACAACUCAAACAAAGAAAAUGAAAGCACUAAAGGGGAAUUGUCCAUACAACAAAUGAAUGCAUUAUUUGAGAGCCAGCGGGCUCUGGAUAUUGAGCGAAAACUUUUUGCCAAUGAAAGAUGCCUCCAGUUUUCCCAAAGUGAAAAUAUGAAACUGAGAGCUAAAAUAGAUGAGUUAAAACUAAAGUAUGAACCUGAAGAGAAAAUUGAGGUGCCUGUACUCAAAAAGAGGCGUGAGGUACUGCCUGUGGAUAUAACCACCCCUAACAAUGUAUGUUCUAACGAUGCUGUUGGGGAAGAAGUUUCUAGAUCACCAUCUCAGAAAGAGGAGGCACAGUCCUGUCCUAGCAACUUAAAAGAUAACAACUUACAGUUAGAAAAGACAGUUGCUGUAAACAUACCAGGAAUUACUCUCUCUCCUCACAAAAACCUGACUGUGAACAUUCAGCCAACGAAGGAAAAGAAAUGUGUGAAACUUGUAGAAGUUCCAGCCAUGAGUGAAAGAAGUGGAAACUCCCCUGGAAACUCCCCUGACUCUCGCAGAAUUCAGAGUGGGUGCUUUAAUGCCUGUAGGUUAGCUGCUGAAUCAAAGCUUCAAACAGAAGUUAAGGAAGAAAAAGAAACUGCAAGAAAAUUGGAAAAGAAAACUUGUAAGAAAUCACACCCUGUUCUAUACGUGUCCUGUAAAUCAACUCCAGAAACUCAGUGCGCUCAGCAGUAAAGACUAAUCUUUAAGAAGAGUAAAGUUAAGACUUGCCCAAAAGGUUGCUUUGG
Messenger RNA from Myotis lucifugus (little brown bat), 1970 nucleotides. RefSeq names its product spindle apparatus coiled-coil protein 1 (gene SPDL1). Gene Ontology annotation, cellular component: outer kinetochore; spindle pole. Bases 73 to 1917 code for a protein of 614 amino acids. The transcript has 12 exons. The record is from RefSeq and is a predicted model, not a curated record. Lineage: Eukaryota; Metazoa; Chordata; Mammalia; Chiroptera; Vespertilionidae. Gene Ontology annotation, biological process: mitotic metaphase chromosome alignment; protein localization to kinetochore; establishment of mitotic spindle orientation. Gene Ontology annotation, molecular function: kinetochore binding.